Molecule: messenger RNA, 808 nt
Organism: Arabidopsis thaliana (thale cress)
Lineage: Eukaryota; Viridiplantae; Streptophyta; Magnoliopsida; Brassicales; Brassicaceae
Product: 60S acidic ribosomal protein family
Exons: 4
Coding region: 95-433 (112 amino acids)
Biological process (GO): translational elongation
Cellular component (GO): ribosome
Molecular function (GO): structural constituent of ribosome
Source: RefSeq, marked reviewed
CUGCAUCUCCCGUCUCCGCAUCCAAACCCUAGAAAUUUUGUCUCUCUCGCCGCCUUGCGAAAAGCAUUUUCGAUCUUACUCUUAGGAUAAAAAAAUGUCGACAGUUGGAGAGCUUGCUUGCAGCUACGCUGUUAUGAUCCUCGAGGACGAGGGUAUCGCUAUCACGGCUGACAAAAUCGCGACCUUGGUGAAAGCUGCUGGUGUUAGUAUUGAGUCAUACUGGCCAAUGCUAUUCGCCAAGAUGGCUGAGAAACGUAACGUGACUGAUCUCAUCAUGAACGUUGGUGCUGGUGGUGGAGGUGGUGCUCCGGUUGCAGCUGCUGCUCCAGCUGCUGGCGGUGGUGCGGCAGCUGCUCCUGCUGCUGAGGAGAAGAAGAAGGAUGAGCCAGCAGAAGAGAGUGACGGAGAUUUGGGUUUCGGUUUGUUUGACUAAACGCAGUCACUUGUCUUUCUUCUUUGUAGUUGGAUAUUGGAGACUAUAUUUUGUCGUAUGAGUUAUUAUUACUUGUUUGAUCUGGCUAAAGGACUAUUAGUUGGUUUAUGAUGCGUAUGUUGUAUAACUCAAGUUUCCUAGCAAACCAAUCGGCUCGGGCUUUUGUUAGAAUUGAUUUUGUUUAUUUUCUACCAAGUCUUCGUUCAUCAAAUAUAGGUCUUUAAUUUCGAAAACGUCAAACCAUAAAUGUUAAAUCCGGUCAUACAAUAUUUAGAAUUGUCAUCAAAUAUAGGUCUUUAAUAAAAUUGGCUUUUGCAGUAAUGUUAGGCCGGCCCAAUGCCUUUAUUAUCGGAACAUGUUAGUGUUUGUUCUUCU